AGAUUUGGAGAGAAAGUACACCCACACAAAAAACAAAUGAAAUUUGGCAUGCACAUCAUCCCCAUCACCAUCACCCUCAUCAUCAUCAUCAUCAUAGAAACCAUGAAACUGUACCAUUAAAAUCCCCUGAGUUUUUUCUCCAAUUUCCCUGCAAAUAAAUUCUUCUCCUUUUCCCCACAACCCAGAUAUCCAAAUUCCACACACAUUGUUGUUGUUGUUAUAGUAGCAUAGCAUGAUCCAAUGAUGCAUGCAUCGUUGUUACAACGUUCCAUUCAACAACGACGUUUCAACGUGUCACAGUGAAGAUUCUGUUGAUAAUUGAAAUCCGUGUACGCAUUCUUCUGCGUCGUUCCAUUCUUGUUUCUUCUCUCUGUUUCUGAUUGGUGGGUGGUUGUUAUACAAGAAAGGGCUUGCUUUUGGUUCUGAAUUGUGCUAGAGGGUAAUGGGUCGUUGCCCUUGUUUCGGUUCGAGGAAGAAGAGUAAGGAGAAGAAUCUCAACGAUCGGGAAGAGGAGGAAAAGAAGCUUAAAUCUGUAGCUUCAACUGUUUCUGGAAGAUCUUCAGUUGACAUGAUAUGGUUUGAUACAGGACGAAGAUCAGAAGCAACUCCAACAGAGGAUACUGACAGUUCUAAUAAGGCUCAGAUAUUCACCUUCCGAGAGCUUGCAACAGCAACAAAAAAUUUUAGGGAUGAAACUUUUAUUGGUCAAGGUGGAUUUGGAACAGUUUACAAAGGACAGCUAGAGAGAACGAAUCAGGUUGUGGCUGUUAAAAGACUUGAUACAACUGGUCUCCAAGGAGAGAAAGAAUUUCUUGUGGAGGUUCUCAUGCUUUCUCUUCUACAUCAUCCCAACCUUGUUAAUAUGAUUGGGUACUGUGCUGAAGGGGAUCAACGUCUACUUGUGUAUGAAUACAUGCCUAUGGGAUCCUUAGAAUCUCAUCUCCAUGAUCUUUCAUCUGACCAAGAACCUCUUGAUUGGAAUACCAGAAUGAAGAUAGCUGCUGGGGCCGCAAGAGGAUUAAAUUAUCUGCACCAUGAAGCAAAUCCUUCUGUUAUAUACAGGGAUCUGAAAACAUCCAAUAUACUCUUGGGUGAAGGUUUCCAUCCAAAACUUUCUGAUUUUGGGCUUGCAAAGUUUGGUCCAACUGGAGACCAAUCAUUUGUUAACACAAGGGUCAUGGGAACACAUGGUUACUGUGCUCCUGAGUAUGCCACAAGUGGAAAAUUAACAAUGAGAUCUGACAUAUACAGUUUUGGGGUUGUGUUGUUGGAGCUAAUUACUGGACGUAGAGCAUAUGAUGAAACCCGUGGCCCUGAAAAGCAUCUUGUUGACUGGGCACGCCCAAUGUUUAGAGACAAAAGGAAUUUUCCAAGAUUGGUAGAUCCGCGUUUGGGAGGUCACUUCCCAGGAAGUUGUCUAAAGAUGGCUAUUGAAAUGGCUUCCAUGUGUCUUCGAGAGGAGCCGCGGCACCGGCCUGAUGCAGGUGAUAUAAUGCUAGCCCUAGAUUUUUUGUCAUCCAAGCAGUAUGUCCCAAAAGUAUCAGGUACAGUUAAGACAGGAGGGAUGGAGAGUGGUGACUCCCCAAGUCCAAAAGAAGGAUCAAUGGUUUUGGCUAAAGACUCACAGAGAGAGAAAGCUGUUGCAGAGGCCAAGCUUUGGGGGGAGACAUGGAGACAUAAAAGAAAACAAAGUGGCCAAAGUACUCCUGAGGAUGCAAGUAGGUAGUGAAAUUGAAUUUUUGUUCUCUUUUCUACAUGCACAGGGUAUCAAGGAAGGUUCAACAUAAAGGGAAAGCAUGUGUUCAAUAUUUAAAUGUAGACAAAUAGAAUUGGUUAGCCAGCUAUUUAUAAAAAGUGGUGUUUAGGAAAUAGUGAAGCUGAGGCUCAACUUAAUGUGAUUUGACAUGAGUUUUCACUAUUAAGGAUUGCUGCACUAAAACAAGAGAUAUUAUUAACAGCUCAAUGUUUUAGCAUACCUUAAUACUGUUGGAUGCAAACACAAUUUUUCGUUUAUAAUGGAAAAUAGAUAGCAAAUUGAUGAAAGUUACA
This is a messenger RNA of Lotus japonicus, 2049 nucleotides long. RefSeq names its product probable serine/threonine-protein kinase PBL7. The transcript has 5 exons. The record is from RefSeq and is a predicted model, not a curated record. Gene Ontology annotation, biological process: protein phosphorylation. NCBI's taxonomy places the organism in Eukaryota, Viridiplantae, Streptophyta, Magnoliopsida, Fabales, Fabaceae. Bases 443 to 1726 code for a protein of 427 amino acids. Gene Ontology annotation, molecular function: protein kinase activity; ATP binding.